UUUGUUUUCAACACUAUAUAUUAAAAUUUAUCAUCGUAUUCCCUCCCGUUUUGUUUCAGCGGCAAAUUCACUUUUAUUCACAAACAAAUAUUGGGGCAAAAAAAAAAAAAAAAGGAGAUUGCAUAGAUAAUUUAACCGGCGGCAAUGUCCGGCGACGGCAGUGACGAAACCGACGAUCCCGAUUACCAGAGAUUCCUCCAUCAAUUCGCCAACGCCGCUACCGGCGGCGGUAUAAGUUCCUUUAUCCAAUUUUUACAGGAAGAGGCAGGCGACGAAGAGGAAGACGAAGAGUACGAACCUGAUGAUGGCGAAGAUGAGGAUGAUGAUGAAGAGGAAGAGGAGGAGGUUAGUGGAAGGACGACGUUACGUAGGGUUUUAUACGGACAUCGAGAUCAUGUAAGUAGUAUUAAUAAUAAUUCUGUUAAUUUGGAGAAUUCUGAGAAUUCUGUUGUGGAAAGUGGAGAUGUUGUUAUUGCUACGAUGAGGAAUGGUAAAGGCGGUGAAGAGGAGGCAUUUCGAGGUGGUGAGAAGGAAGGAGGAGGUGGAGGUGAUGAAGGAGAGGAGUGGAAUAGAAGUGAAAUUGAUGGAUUGUUUUGUACUAUAUGCAUGGAAGCUUGGACUAAUGAUGGUGAUCAUCAAAUCUGCUGUCUUCCUUGUGGGCAUCUAUAUGGUCUGUCGUGUAUCAAAAAGUGGUUGCUACAAAAAGGAAGUUCAGCAAAGUGCCCUCAAUGUAAUAAGAAAUGCACACUGAAGGGUAUCCGAGUACUUUAUGCUUCUCAACUUCAUGCUGUUGAUGAAAAGCUUCAAAAGAAAAUUCGGUCUCUUGAAGCUAGAUGUUUUUCUCUUGAAAAAGAGUGCACUGAUUGGUGUAAGAAAGAAAUUGAGUGGAGGAGGAGAGAAGCUGAGUUGCAUCAGCAAGUGGAGCACCUCAAAGAGAGAAAAAUCGAGCGCUCGCCAAUUGAAAUGCAAACUAGGUCAUCUGGACACUUUUUUGGACGCAAUAUCGACUCUAAAUCUGAAAGAUGCGUAUAUGCGAAUGUUCUUCUUUUACAGAAAGAGUUUCAGAUUGAUGGUGCUCGCCUAUUUGAUGUGGACAGCAAUGGCGAUAAUUUGAUAAUUGCCAGAAGACUCUCUGGAAUGGGAGGACAGCAUAUGCUUACCAAAAUCAGUCUGUUGCCUCCGCAUGAAAGAGAAGACAUUCUGCUUCCUAUGAGCAUGAAAAUUAUCAAGGACUUGCAUGUUUCUCCUCAUGAAAGAGUCAUACUCUUGGCUUCCUUAGGGAAGAAGUUGUCAGUUCUUAGUGCUGAAAACAACCAUGCUGUUCUGACAUAUGACUUACCGACUGCUCCUUGGUCAUGUGCGUGGGAUGUCAACAAUCCGCAUUACAUGUAUGCUGGAUUACAGAAUGGCAUGGUUUUGCAGUUUGAUCGACGUCAAACUAUGAGGCCAGUGGAAUCUCUGACUGGGUUGACAGGAAAUCCUGUUCAUACUGUGUGUUCCCUUUCAGCUGACCCCACACUUGGUGCUGGAGUUAGAAGUGUUCUUUCUGCAUCUUCAGUAGGCUUGUGCCACUGGAACUUUGCUAGCAGUGACGAAAGGCCGUGCUUGAUCCCUGAGUCGGAGAAUCAAGGAAUCUGCAUAUCUCUCGCUUGUGGAGAUAUAAAUGAUGACAUAGUUGCCACUUUCCGUCCUAGACUGGAGAUUUCUGGUGACAUGGUUGGUUCUCAAGUAUUGCCUACUCCAGGUCCUACCAUGGAGCCAACAGUAGAGGGUUCACAUGUUCUUUACAGGAGAGUUGGUAGCAGAUACCAGAAGUUAGGAGCUUCUUGUGCCAGAGUGAGUGGCAUCCGACUUCCGAAAACUGCUAUAAUUGAUGGAGGAAAUAAUAAUGCCAUGUUUGCUUCCGGUGAUGAAGCAACACUGGAACUGGUCUUACAAGAUUUGCCAUCUUUAAAUGUGUGUCAGCGCAUUAAAUCUCUCAAUGGCCCUAUUCGUGACGUGAGGUAUGCACGCCUCCAAAAUUCAGGACUGCUCGGUUGUUUGAGUGAGGAUAGGUUGCAGCUUUGCACACAUAAGCUCCAAUGAGGAAAGGUGGCCUCGAAGACUCUAUAAAUCGCCAGUAUGUUGGAUGCUUCGUGUGACCAAAUUUUCGACUGGAUAGUUUAGCAUCUAAUGCUGUAGAAAUAGUGUCUUUCUCUUUCGUAGCUUUAGGACCCUACUGGGAACUGAGGUCAGAGAGCUUAGGCAAGUUGUAAAAAUGGCUAUUUAAUAAGGAGUGUAAAGUUCUAUACAACUGUUAAGUGUGUGUAAUAAAACUUAAGGUAAGCUUGACCUGCAAAGGUAAAUCUUUUUAUCAAGUUUCAUAGAGUAAAAACUAGUUUUAGAUGGAGAAA
Molecule: messenger RNA, 2393 nt
Organism: Capsicum annuum
Lineage: Eukaryota; Viridiplantae; Streptophyta; Magnoliopsida; Solanales; Solanaceae
Product: E3 ubiquitin-protein ligase RFWD3
Exons: 14
Coding region: 145-2085 (646 amino acids)
Biological process (GO): interstrand cross-link repair; protein ubiquitination
Cellular component (GO): nucleus
Molecular function (GO): ubiquitin protein ligase activity; protein binding
Source: RefSeq, a predicted model, not a curated record